UUGAGCUUUGUUAUCUUUAGUUUGCAGAAUCCGUGUGACAUUCAGGUAGAGGUUGUACUCCACGAGAAGGAUGCUUGUCUCUUCAUCGUGACUGAACUGUCAGUGCGGUGACUGCAGCAGAUGUUAAGCUAGCUAUCAAAGCCAGAGCUGUUCUCAGUACUUUACACGUAGUAAAGUACUCAACCUUCGCCACAGCUGCUUGAGGAGGAGAGACUUCAGCAUGCAAACCUCCAUCUGUUCGGCUUGCACUGUCACUUUCAUUCCAUGCUGCUGGCCUUCAGAUGGCUGCACAGAUGCCCCAUUCACAUCAGUACAGGGACCGUCACCAUCCAGACAUAAGUGACCAACAGGUUUCUGCCUUACCUUAUUCUGACUGGAUUCAGCAACAUCUAACUAACCAGAGGCGGAUGCCCCAAACCUUCAGUGAUCCAGCUACUGCUCCCCUGAGAAAACUUUCUAUUGACUUGAUCAAAACAUAUAAGCAUAUUAGUGAGGUUUACAAUGCAAAAAAGAAGCGAAGACACCAACAGGGCCAGGGAGACAAUUCUAGUCAUAAGAAGGAGCAGAAGGUUUAUAAUGAUGGUUAUGAUGAUGAUAACCAUGAUUAUAUUGUAAAACACGGAGACAAGUGGAUGGAUUGUUAUGAAAUUGACUCCUUGAUAGGCAAAGGUUCCUUUGGACAGGUUGUAAAGGCAUAUGAUUGUGUGGAGCAAGAAUGGGCUGCCAUUAAAAUAAUAAAGAACAAGAAGGCUUUUCUGAAUCAAGCCCAGAUAGAAGUGCGACUUCUUGAGCUCAUGAACAAACAUGACACUGAAAUGAAGUACUACAUAGGGAAACAGACAGACAGACAAAGCAAUGCGCCCUGA
Molecule: messenger RNA, 866 nt
Organism: Camelus dromedarius (Arabian camel)
Lineage: Eukaryota; Metazoa; Chordata; Mammalia; Artiodactyla; Camelidae
Product: dual specificity tyrosine-phosphorylation-regulated kinase 1A-like
Exons: 5
Coding region: 282-866 (194 amino acids)
Biological process (GO): peptidyl-threonine phosphorylation; positive regulation of DNA-templated transcription; peptidyl-serine phosphorylation
Cellular component (GO): nucleus
Molecular function (GO): transcription coactivator activity; protein serine/threonine kinase activity; ATP binding
Source: RefSeq, a predicted model, not a curated record